Molecule: messenger RNA, 6489 nt
Organism: Phacochoerus africanus (Common warthog)
Lineage: Eukaryota; Metazoa; Chordata; Mammalia; Artiodactyla; Suidae
Gene: ITPRIP
Product: inositol 1,4,5-trisphosphate receptor interacting protein
Exons: 2
Coding region: 2722-4377 (551 amino acids)
Cellular component (GO): membrane
Molecular function (GO): protein kinase inhibitor activity
Source: RefSeq, a predicted model, not a curated record
CUGGAGCUCCGAUUUGGCUCCUAAUCCGGGAUCUUCCAUAUGCCUUAGGUGCAGCCCUGAAAAGCAAAAAACAUAAUAAUAAAUAAAUAGAAAGAAAAAGGGUCCUCAUCUGGGUGGACAUAGCUGGGCAGGCAGCAUGUGAGCUGGAUUCAUCCUCACCAUCCCUUGUUAGGUGUAUUUGAUCAGUAUACCACCUAUACAACCGUACACAACAGCCCUGAUAAACCAUAAUUGAGGGCUUAACAUUUGCCAAGUUUUUUUUUUUUUUUUCCCCAGAAAACCACUUUGCCUCUAUUAAUUCAUUCAAUCUUCACAGUAGCCCAGUGACAUAGGUAUUGAUGUCCCCAUUUUAUACUGGAGGAAACCAAGGUACCGAGAAGUAACAUAUUCGGAAGCUCGAAUGCUAAGACCCAGUCACUGAGCAGUCACAGAACAAGAAGUAGAUUGAGCUUCAAAAGCUAGUUUGAUUGAGGCCCUCAUGAGAAAGAAGAAAGAUUGCUCUUUUCUGUCUCUAUCAAAGGAAGUAAUACCCACUCUCAGCUCAGAAGGAAGAAGAUGAAAAGCUCAUCUGGCAGCUGAAAGAAAGGAAGGAAAGAGGCAGGCCUGGCCCCAGCCUCCAAUGGCUUGCCUUCUGAAUUACUUGGUAGUAUGAGGUGGCAAAUCCAGUUUGGCGCCUGGCAUGAGGGUGAUGAGUAAGUGCUGCCUGGGUGUGGUGUGGAGGGAAAAGGCCCUACAGGGCCUCUGACCUGGGCAGCAAUGGGCAAUAGCAGAAAUUUCUGAACAUGCUGUCCUGAUGCUAUCCUGUCCAGUGGUGUUCACCUGCAAAUGCCCUUCCCAAGCUCUUCCAGGAAGCCUUUCCAGAAUGCCAUUUCACAGCAGCAUAUACAUUAUCUCUUAUUUUUCACUCUAUACAUCUCAGUACUUAAUUAGCUAGAAUCAAGCAUUUUAUUACAGACACUCUAUAGACAGUAUUUUAAACAAAAUAAGCAUCUCAGCCAAUGAGAAAGUCAUGAUAUCUCUUGGAAAGGGUAGGCUGGUGGCCAACACAUUUCCCAGAAGGAUGAUGUUUACUCUACAUCAUGUCACCUGUCCCAGGGUCUUGCUCUUAGCUGUGCCCACUGGGAAAUCCUAGCUCCGCAGUUUUUAGAAAGGUUUGGACUUGGGCUACUGAGUUAUCUCAAGAGAGCUCCCAGAAGUGGGUAUACAAAUAAGAUUGCUUGUGUAUCAAUUUGCAAGGAGACUUUGUCACCAUCAUGCAGACUGGGUGAUACCUGGCAAGCCACAUGGGAAACCAUGGAUCAGAAGGCAGCUUGUGCUUGGCAAGCUGGAUUCAAAUCAGAGUAAGGGACUAAUGGUCCCAUAGCAUGGGCUCUGUUUGCUUCCUUGGCCCUCUUGCCAAUGAGAAGAUACCCUCAAGGUAGACCAGUACUCCUAUGUAUCUCCUUGGCCAGUCCCUUCAGUGCAAUGUUUACCAGUAGGACUUCUCCCUGUCCUCUUUCAUAAUUUAGCAGUUUUAACUUUACUCACUUAUUUAGUGCUUUAUAAGCAUUAGCUCCCAACUACAUUGAGUUGCAUUUGCACAAGUUAAAGAACCACUAUAAAAUUUUAGGGUUGUAGGUUCAGACCACAGGGGUAAAUGCUAUCUGCUAUGUGCAAAUCAAGGGGAUGGUCAGAUGGAUGGGUCAACCAGAAGUCAAGGUAGAGCUGAUGGUCCCCAAUCAGCACGGAUGCUCGAGGAAAUGGAAGCUCCAAUUACUGUAGCCCCUGUGUGAGCCUGGGGGUGAAGCAGUCCUAAGGCAGUGCUUGCUUUGGCUGCCUUAGCCACCUGGCCUGCCCCACUGGCCUCUGGAUUUAAAGCACUGUUCCUGCUCUCAGUCCAGACCUGGCUCAUCUUUAGUAAGCCACAGCCUCCAGGUGCCCCAGAGCCAAGAAGGAAUGACUCACAAGGGCUUUGGAGUAGGGCAGACUGAGAUUGAGUCCUAGCUCCACUGUGCAGGAGUUAAGUUUCCUCAGUAGUUGGGCAAGUGCUUUGACUAUUCCAAGCUUUGAUUUUGUCAGGAAAAAUGGGGGUAACCCCUCACAGGGCCUGCGUAGAAUGCACUGAGCACAGUGCCUGGCGCAGAGCAGCAUCUGGCUAGUAGGAGCUCUUAAAGACAGUAGAGGUCAUUCGAACAUCUACAUUCUCUGCCAGAUGGGGACGCUCACUUCCCCAUUAAUGCCCCUGUUCCCUCCUCUGAGGCCUGGGCAGAGGGCCAGGCCACAGGGACCCAGGUGGUGAGAAAGAGAUCAUUGGUACCCUUGCAUGUGGUUCGUUCGUAGCUGAGGACAAAGCUGCCCAUCCUGACUUUUCCACCAUUGCUGGGGGAGGGAAAGUCAGGUUUGCUGUGUGGUCUGAAUCGGUACCCAGAGGCAAGAGAAGGAUGAGAAGUUUCUCUAGGAGAGGAAGGAGGAUCAUUUGGGAGCUCCCCAGAGGUGUGCAGGAUCCUCCUGAGCAGUUUGGGCCCUGUGACAUUGUCCUGUAGAAAGUGCUAUCCCCCUCCAUCCAUAUGACUUACCCUGUGACAUCAGUGGAAUGGAAGCACCUCAUAGGUGACAUCACUGUUGCCCAAGGCAACACCUCCACCUUAAGUUGGACAGGGAGGACCAAGAACCACCCAACUGUAAGACACACUUUGAAGGGAAGGAACACAGGAGGUAUGACAUCCACGGAAAGCUGCAGCCAUGGCGCUGGGGCUCUUCCGGGUGUGUCUGGUUGUGGUGACCGCCAUCAUCAACCAUCCGCUGCUGUUCCCGCGAGAGAACGCCACGGUCCCCGAGAACGAAGAGGAGAUCAUCCGCCAGAUGCAGGCCCACCAGGAGAAGCUGCAACUGGAGCAGCUGCGCCUGGAGGAGGAGGUGGCACGGCUGGCAGCCGAGAAGGAGGCGCUGGAGCGGGUAGCAGAGGAGGGCCAGCAGCAGAACGAGAGCCGCGCAGCCUGGGACCUGUGGAGCACCCUCUGCAUGAUCCUCUUCCUGGUGAUCGAGGUGUGGCGGCAGGACCACCAGGACGGGCCCUCGCCCGAGUGCCUGGAAGAAGAUGAGCUGCCUGGCCUGGACGGCACCCCCCUCCGGGGCCUCACCCUGCCCAACAAGGCCACGCUGGACCACUUUUACGAGCGCUGCAUUCGAGGGGCCACAGCCGACGCUGCCCGCACCCGGGAGUUUGUGGAAGGCUUCGUGGAUGACUUGCUGGAAGCACUGAGGAGCCUGUGCAGCCGAGACUCAGACAUGGAGGUGGAGGACUUCAUCGGCGUGGACAGCAUGUACGAGAACUGGCAGGUGAACAAGCCGCUGCUGUGCGACCUCUUUGUGCCCUUCAUGCCCCCAGAGCCCUACCACUUCCACCCAGAACUCUGGUGCUCUGGCCGCUCCGUGCCCUUGGAUCGCCAGGGCUAUGGCCAGAUCAAGGUGGUCCGGGCAGACGAGGACACACUGGGCUGUAUCUGCGGCAAGACCAAGCUGGGGGAAGACAUGCUGUGUCUCCUCCACGGCAAGAACAGCGUGAUGCGGCGGCCGGGCAGUGAGGCGGGAGACCUGCUGUGCGCCGGAGACUCUCCAUACCUAGACACCAUGCGGGUCAUGAAGUGGUUCCAGACGGCCCUCACCAAAGCCUGGCACUGCAUUGCCCACAAGUACGAGUUCGACCUGGCCUUUGGCCAACUGGACACCCCGGGAUCCCUCAAGAUCAAGUUCCGCUCGGGGAAGUUCAUGCCCUUCAACCUGAUUCCUGUGAUCCAGUGUGACGAUUCCGACCUGUACUUUGUCUCCCACCUUCCCAGGGAGCCCUUCGGGGACACCCCGGCAUCCAGCACCGAUUGGCUCCUGUCCUUCGCUGUAUACGAGCGCCACUUCCUCAGGAUGACCUCGAAGGCACUGCCGGAGGGUUCCUGCCACCUCAGCUGCUUGCAGAUCGUCUCCUUCUUGCUCUCCAAGCAAAGCCGCCUGACCGGCCCCAGCGGGCUUGGCAACUACCACCUGAAGACCGCCCUGCUGCACCUCCUGCUGGCCCGGCGGCCCACCGACUGGAAGGCUGGGCAUCUCGAUGCUCGUCUGCACGAGAUGCUCUGCUUCCUAGAGAAGAGCCUGCUGGAGAAGAAGCUCCAUCACUUUUUCAUCGGCAACCGCAAGGUGCCGGAAGCCCUGGGGCUCCCCGAGGCGGUGCGCAGGGCGGAGCCUCUCAACCUCUUCCGGCCCUUUGUCCUGCAGCGAAGUCUCUACCGGAAGACAGUGGACUCCUUCUAUGAGAUGCUCAAGAAUGCCCCAGUGCUCAUUAGCGAGUACUCCCUCCAUAUCCCCUCAGACCACUCCAGCCUGCCCCAAAAAGCUGUCAUCUCAUAGAGCAUCCUUGACCCAGAGGACUAGGACAAGGGGCAUCGCACAUGUCCACACCCCUGGGGAUAUCCACAGGCUCUGUCCUGGAAAAAUGAUGGGCUUUGUAGGGUGCCGUGGCUCAGCCUUCCAGGGAAGCCAGACCCUAUAGCACAGAGGAAACGGAAUUCCAAGCCAAAGCUGGUUUGCUUUCGUGCCAUUGGGACCUGCUGGUGAAGCUGUUGUCUGGGUUUGGGUACCGACCAACCCUUUGCAGCUUACUUUUGGAUCACCACCAGUGGCUGAGGUGACGGAAGAGCUCUGUGAACACUGAGUUACAGACAAUGCAAAUAUCGAUUUGGGUGUAAUUCUUUUUACAUCCCACAUCCAGUCUUUACUUGAAUAUCAACAAAGGAGCUACAGGAAUGCUAACAGGGACCCAUGUUAAGACCCUGCAGCCCUAUUUUCAGUGAUCCUUGGCCCCAGGCAUCUGCAACUAAAGCACUAAUAGGAGCAGAUGUGGGAAUUUACCGCGCUCCGUCCACAGCCUGCGCAAGAGGGGUCCCCACCAGGGCUGUUUUUUCAUACUGUUUGUAGAGAAGACCUCGAGAUUCAAGGCCCCAGUGGCUCUGUUGUACAGAAGUGGAUACUCAGUGGCAGAGAGUUUAAAUUGGCCGCUAUUUUAGCUACAUGUCUCACUCAGGGUGCACCCCCUUCUCUCUGCCUCUUCCUUGAGGAUUCUGUGUCCUGAACCUUGUGGGUGCCACAUACCCUGCUGGGUACACAUCACAAAGCCCUUACCCCUUGUUAUUCCUGCACAGCUGGUCUCCCUGACCACCAGGAUGUGAGAGGGUGGGCACUGAAGAUGGAAGGUGAUAGAGAAAGAAGGGCAUGGGGUGACUGGAGCAAAGGACAGAGCCUGGUACCCGAGGUGCUGGGGUCAGGGUGCAGUGUGGCCUCAGCUCAAGAAGGUUGGAGAGGUGAGGAGCGAGGGAGGCCGCAGCCCUGAGUUUCCCUCAGGGUUCCUAUCCGAGUUUCCAGGGUACACCUGGAGGCAAGGUCUGCUGUAGAAACCCAGCUCCAUCUGAAGGCCCCCAAAUCUCCUUGGUUUUUCAUUCCAGUGGGGCCCCCUCACUGCACAAAACCUACACCUCCAUUCUGCAUGGGCCUUGCUGGCCACACAGAUGACCAGCACCCGAAGCACCUGACAGAGGCUCAGCAGACUGGACACAUAGGAACAGACUGCAAGCACAGCCCUCAGACCUGAGAGAGACUGCCUUGGCACUGCUGGGCUUCUGUCCCCAGGCAGGCCCCAGAGCCUGUGGUCAGAGCUGGCCUCCGUCUCCAGGCCUGGUUGGGGCGGGCGGGGCUGGGAAGCCGCUCCCUCCUCCACUUGCGGCUUCACUGGCCCUUUGGGAGUUCCUCUCUUGGCAUCGCCUCGGUACCCUUGCAGAGGCUGAGGAGGAAGCAGGAAUGAGUGCUCUUCCCUCCAGAGUUGAAGCUGGCUGUGCCUCCCCGACAGCCUACCCAGUUCCUCAGGGGCAUCGGGCUCCCCAUGAACUGAAGAAAGGAUCCUGUCUCUACCACAGGGGUGCUGUCACCUAGCGUCAGAGUGUUCUAGAAGAUGGACGGUUUGCCUGACAAGGUUAAUCCCCAGUGGUAGGCUCAGCUGUGAUGGGGCGUGGAAGCCCAAAACUGGAUUUGGACUGAGCAGCGCCUGGGUCUGCCCCUCCCCAGGCCCACAUGAUCUCCAGCCACAACCCUGAGCGCCCCUAUUCCACAGGGAUUCAUUUCUAGAGUUGGGGAGAAUUUCCUUAUUUAUUGUCAUCCGUGCCUUGCCUUUCCCAUCAUCAUCCUCAUCUAAUAUGCUUUGACCCCAGCAACCAAGAACCAGCCUUCCCAAGCCAAGACCAAGCCUGACUCUCCCCUUCACUUCCAGGAGAAAAUCCACUGAAAAAUUACCUUCUGGCCUCUUGUUUAUAGAGAGACAACAGCUCAGCGGCGAAAUGGGGUGGUUUUUUUGUUUUGUUUUGUUUUGUUUUAAUGCACCAAAGCUGCUUCUGAAGCAGAAAGCGGCGGGGCUCUUGGGUUUCAUGCUGCCUUAUUUAUAUUAAAGGAAGAAUUAAAUUCAUGCAAAGAGUA